Messenger RNA from Ixodes scapularis (black-legged tick), 880 nucleotides. Its product is annotated as nucleoside diphosphate kinase B-like. The transcript has 4 exons. NCBI's taxonomy places the organism in Eukaryota, Metazoa, Arthropoda, Arachnida, Ixodida, Ixodidae. The record is from RefSeq and is a predicted model, not a curated record. Gene Ontology annotation, biological process: CTP biosynthetic process; GTP biosynthetic process; UTP biosynthetic process. The coding region runs from base 1 to 519 and encodes 172 amino acids. Gene Ontology annotation, molecular function: nucleoside diphosphate kinase activity.
AUGGUGGUUGGGAUCCUCAUGGCCAUGUACGCGUCGCCGUCGGCCGCCGUCCAAGAACGGCGCGAACGCACCUUUAUGAUCGUCAAACCCGACGGCGUCCAGCGUGGACUCAUCGGUAAAGUGGUUAGCCGCUUGGAGAAGACCGGCUUCAAACUCGUGGCGAUGAAGUUUCUGCAGGCAGCUGAAGAGACACUGAAGAAACAUUAUGAGGAGCGCUCGGACCAACCAUUCUUUCAGGCUCUCAUAAAGUAUAUGCAAAUGGGACCCAUCGUCAUCAUGGUGUGGGAAGGCAAGGAGGUCAUAAAGAGGACAAGGGACAUGAUUGGUGCAACCGACCCCCUCAAGUCCAAGCCGGGCACGAUCCGUGGCGACUAUGACGGCAUUAUGCCGGGCAGAAAAGUGGUCCACGGAAGUGACUCCCUUCCGAGUUCCAAGCGAGAAAUCGAGCUGUGGUUCGAAAAGGCGGAACUGAUCCCGUGGAAGCAGUGCCUAGACGACUGGAUAUUCAAGGAGAACUAGCGAUCUUCUCUUCUCUUUUUAAUAUGUCCUUCCAGUUUUGUCUCGUUAGUCUGAAUCGUUGCUUGUUGCAUUUUUGACACUGGUCACUGCCCGGCUUUACUCAUUUCGUUUGCUUUUUUUUCUAGCCAUGCAUUUACCCAUCUUGUUUGUUGAGGAUGCGUUCUGUACAGAACGCAUCAUUUAUUUUACUCGGCUUUAUCGUGCAUCUUGCUGUCUUUCUGCGACGGCCAGCCAAAAGGGGGAGGUGUGACGACCGCGCUUGCGAAAGUGACUCGGUGAUUCAGCGUGUGGAGCUGUUGUGGGUUAUGGCGGGGCAUAGAGCCGUCGAUCGCUGGAUAGCGGCGCCACCCUGCACCGCAGG